AUGUCCGAUUCCAACACAACCGACUUCACAAACCCCUCCACCUUCAUCUUGCUGGGUAUUCCUGGCCUGGAGGCGAACCAUGUCUGGAUCUCCAUCCCCUUCUGCGCCAUGUACAUAAUAGCCAUCUUGGGGAACUUCACCAUCCUGUUCAUUGUGAAGAGGGAGCCAAGCCUCCAUGAGCCAAUGUACUAUUUCCUCUGCAUGCUGGCCGGCAGUGACCUAGUCCUGUCUACAUCCACCCUACCCAAAAUGCUGAGCAUCUUCUGGUUCAAUUCCAGGGAGAUCGAUUUCAGUGCCUGCCUCACCCAGCUGUACUUCGUUGCCUGCUUCUUAGUGAUGGACUCUGGGAUCCUUGUGGCCAUGGCUUUGGAUCGCUACGUGGCCAUCUGCGAUCCCCUGAGACAUUCCACCAUCCUGACAAGCCCUGUGGUGAUGAAGAUAGGCCUGGCCAUGGUGCUGCGCGGUGGCAUGCUUGUACUGCCCUUUCCCUUCCUGGCGAGGCGGUGGCCAUAUUGUAGAACCAACAUCAUCCCCCACUCGUACUGUGAGCACAUGGCUGUGGUGAAACUGGCCUGUGCUGAUAUCCGCAUCAGUAGUAACUACAGCAUCUCUGUGGGAUUCAUGGUGACUGCUCUGGAUGUGUUUUUUAUCAUGGUGUCCUAUAUCCAGAUCCUCAGGGCCAUCUUCAUCCUCCCCACAAAGGAUGCCCAGCUCAAGACUUUUGGGACCUGUGGCUCCCACCUCUGUGUCAUUUUAUCCACUUAUAUCCCAUCUGUCUUCUCCGCCCUCAUGCACCGUUUUGGCCACAACAUGGCUGUAUAUUUCCACGUUCUUAUGGCCAAUGCGUACCUGCUCGUGCCCCCCAUGCUACACCCCAUCAUCUACGGGGUGAGGACCAAACAGAUCCGGGACAGGGUGCUCCGGCUCUUUACUCAUAAAGGGAUCUAA
This is a messenger RNA of Malaclemys terrapin pileata, 948 nucleotides long. RefSeq names its product olfactory receptor 52K1-like. The coding region runs from base 1 to 948 and encodes 315 amino acids. Gene Ontology annotation, biological process: G protein-coupled receptor signaling pathway. The record is from RefSeq and is a predicted model, not a curated record. Gene Ontology annotation, cellular component: membrane. Gene Ontology annotation, molecular function: G protein-coupled receptor activity; olfactory receptor activity. NCBI's taxonomy places the organism in Eukaryota, Metazoa, Chordata, Testudines, Emydidae. The transcript has a single exon.